AUAUGGGUUUUACUAGUAAACCACAUGUGAUACUUGUACCUUUUCCAGCCCAAGGCCAUGUUGCUCCUCUCAUGAAAUUGGCGAACAAUCUUGCUAGCCACGGCAUCAAGGUCACUUUUGUUAACACGGAGUCCAUACACAUGCAAAUUAUGUCUGCAAUGUCUCGAGAAAUCGCAGACCAAUGUCCGAUAAAUUUAGCUGCGAUUCCUGGCGGAUGGGAGUCUAAUCCUGGAGAGCAAGUUAAGCCGGAAUCAAUAGAGAAUGCACCAAAGCUUAUGCGAGUUCAUCUGCAUAAUCUGAUCGAAAAUAUUAAUCAGACGAACAAUGAUGCGCAUGUAACGCAUCUUAUUGCUGAUAUAGCAAAUGUGUGGCCGCUAGAUGUAGCCAAGAAGAUGUGUAUCAAGACGGUCACAUUUGUACCUUAUGGACUGGGAAAUUUGGCACUGGUACUGCAUGCUCCUAAGCUUGUUCAGGCUGGAAUCAUUGAUGUUUUUGGAAUUCCAAUCCAAGAAGAACCAGUUUCCAUAUCCAAAGAGAUUCCUCCCUGGAAUAUAAACGAGCUCGUAUGGAACAUCAAUGGCGAUACAGAAGUACAAAAAUUUGUAUACAGACAGUGUGUCGAAAACAUUCCUGAGUACAUCAAAAUUUCUGAUUUCAUAAUAGUCAAUUCCUUUUACGAACUUGAACCAUCAGCCUACCACUUGAUUCCAAACAUCUUACCAAUUGGUCCAUUGCUAGAACAUUCUCAAUUCGGACCGUUUGCCGGAAACUUGUGGUCAGAGGAUUCAACUUGUUUAAGCUGGCUCGAUCAACAACCUUCGAGAUCAGUCAUCUACAUCGCAUUCGGCAGCUCAGUAUUUUUCAAUCAGCACCAAUUUAAUGAACUAGCACAUGGUCUUGAAGUCACAGGCCGUCCAUUUUUAUGGGUUGUUAGAUCAGAUUUUUUAACGAAUAAUGAAGCGACUAAAGAAUUUUCUGAUCGUAACAUUUUGGAGAGAAUUCAAAAUUAUGGAAAAAUAGUUAAAUGGGCUCCUCAGGAGAAGGUAUUGGCUCAUCCUUCGAUCGCGUGUUUCGUUUCGCAUUGCGGAUGGAAUUCGAUUAUGGAAGGUGUUAGCAUGGGGGUACCAUUUUUAUGCUGGCCUUACAUGGGGGAUCAAUUUCAUAAUAAGGAUUAUAUUUGUGAAGCUUGGAAAGUUGGCCUAGUGGUAAAUCCUGAUGAAAAAGGAAUUGUAACUAGGCAUGAAAUUAAGAGCAAGAUAGAGAAAUUGAUUUGUGAUGAGGAUAUAAAAAUUAAUUCUCUGAAACUGAAAGAAAUGGCUAAAAUUAGUGUUGGUGAAGGUGGUACUUCUUACAAGAACCUUUUAAGCUUUGUUGAACAAAUCAAGCAUUAGUUUUUUUUGUUUUUG
Mercurialis annua (annual mercury) is the source of this 1406-nucleotide messenger RNA. Its product is annotated as UDP-glycosyltransferase 83A1-like. The transcript is spliced from 2 exons. The coding region runs from base 3 to 1391 and encodes 462 amino acids. Gene Ontology annotation, molecular function: UDP-glycosyltransferase activity. The record is from RefSeq and is a predicted model, not a curated record. Lineage: Eukaryota; Viridiplantae; Streptophyta; Magnoliopsida; Malpighiales; Euphorbiaceae.